Messenger RNA from Balearica regulorum gibbericeps (East African grey crowned-crane), 2046 nucleotides. Lineage: Eukaryota; Metazoa; Chordata; Aves; Gruiformes; Gruidae. The record is from RefSeq and is a predicted model, not a curated record.
AUGUACAUGGUGUGGCUUAAAUAUAGAGGGUUUUUAAUUUCUGGUGUUGUAAUAUUGACUGUCUCUCACUUCCAGAAACCAGAUGUCUUGACUACUGGUGCUGGGAACCCAGUAGGGGAUAAGCUUAAUAUUCUGACAGUAGGGCCACGUGGACCUCUUCUUGUUCAAGAUGUUGUUUUCACUGAUGAGAUGGCUCAUUUUGACAGAGAGAGGAUUCCUGAAAGAGUUGUGCAUGCAAAAGGAGCAGGAGCCUUUGGCUAUUUUGAAGUCACACAUGAUAUUACCAAGUAUUGUAAGGCAAAAGUGUUUGAACACAUUGGAAAAAGAACUCCGAUUGCUAUACGAUUCUCCACUGUUGCUGGAGAAUCUGGGUCAGCUGAUACAGUUCGUGACCCUCGAGGCUUUGCAAUGAAAUUCUAUACAGAAGAGGGUAAUUGGGAUCUUGUGGGAAACAAUACUCCUAUCUUCUUUAUUCGGGAUGCAAUGUUGUUUCCAUCCUUCAUCCAUAGCCAAAAGAGGAACCCUCAGACUCAUUUGAAGGAUCCAGACAUGAUGUGGGACUUUUGGAGUCUUCGCCCUGAGUCUUUGCAUCAAGUGUCUUUCUUGUUCAGUGAUCGUGGUAUUCCUGAUGGCUAUCGCCAUAUGAAUGGAUAUGGAUCGCAUACUUUUAAACUGGUUAAUGCUAGUGGAAGAGCAGUCUAUUGCAAAUUCCAUGUGAAGACUGACCAGGGCAUCAAAAAUCUUUCUGUCGAAGAAGCAGGACGAUUGGCUUCUACUGAUCCUGAUUAUGGAAUACGUGAUCUCUACAAUGCCAUUGCCAAGGGGGACUAUCCAUCAUGGUCUUUCUACAUUCAAGUUAUGACAUUUGAAGAAGCAGAGAAGUUUCCAUUUAAUCCCUUUGAUUUAACUAAGAUUUGGCCGCAUGGUGACUACCCUCUCAUCCCUGUGGGAAAGCUUGUCUUGAACAGGAAUCCUGUCAAUUACUUUGUAGAGGUAGAACAGAUGGCGUAUGAUCCUAGCAACAUGCCGCCUGGUAUUGAACCUAGCCCUGAUAAAAUGCUGCAGGGUCGUCUCUUCUCAUAUCCUGACACUCAUAGACACCGUCUGGGACCUAACUAUCUACAAAUUCCUGUGAAUUGCCCCUUCAGAACUCGUGUGGCCAAUUACCAGAGGGAUGGACCAAUGUGCGUUUCUGACAACCAAGGUGGUGCCCCAAACUAUUAUCCAAAUAGUUUUACUGGUCCAGAAGAUCAGCCCAUGGUGAAGGAGAGCCGUAUGUCUGUUUCGGGAGAUGUGCAGCGCUUCAAUAGUGCAAAUGAAGAUAAUGUGACUCAGGUGCGAGAAUUCUAUACCAAAGUGCUGAAGGAGGAUGAACGCCAAAGGCUGUGUAAAAAUAUAGCUGAUCAUCUUAAAGAUGCCCAACUCUUCAUUCAGAAGAGAGCUGUGAAAAACUUCACUGAUGUUCAUCCUGACUAUGGUGCCCGUAUUCAGGUUUUGCUGGACAAAUACAAUGCUGAAAGUGGGAAAAAGGAUGUAAUUAGGACGUAUACACAGUCCACAUCUCGUGUGUCUGCCAAAGAAAGAUCCAACUUGUAAAGCGUGCUGCAGAGGUUUACUCUAUGAAUUUUCCGUCCUUAUAACUGCAGGACAACUUGUUGAAGAUGUUAAUGAAUGUAGCAGACUUCUGCACAAAUAUACAAGUGUUCUACAGGCUUGGUUUAGUAAGAUUUCAAGUGCCUGUAUCUGUAUUGGAAGCUAGGUAACACAAGCUAACAAUCCUAGUGCCUUUCAAUACUAGUGCUUUCCUGCUUGUUAACAACAUAUGGUGUUUUUAAGGAAAUACAUGAUUAAAAAUUGUCUUCAUUUCUAGAAGCAAACAGAAGCUUAAAAUACCAUUUGAUUUUUUUUAUUGUAAAACUUUCCUGGCUAAAUCACACACUAGAACUUCUAUAAUGAUACUGUGAUUAUCCUUAUGGAUAAACUUGUUCACGUUAGAAAUACUGAGCAACAUCAUCUUUUUAAUAAAAUAGUUAUCUGUAUGUAUUU